AAAAGGAUAAAAUAUUGCAAUAUUUACGAUUGGAAAAAAACAAAAGAUGGUUUGUUCUUGAAGUAUAACUUAUUAUCAGAGACACCUUUACCGAGAAUCCAUAUAAAGGAUGAGACCGUUCGCUCGCUUUUCAUUUGAAAUCGUGUAACGUUGCAAAUAAUUUCGACCGUUUGGUGAAUAUAUCGCGCGAAUCUGUGCAACAACCUUACGGCGCUAUCCUUCCUCUAGCCUUUUCGAAACGUCAGCGAUCUUUGUAAUUGUAGUCUCUGCACGAUACCGGUCAUAAAGAGUGUUUUAUGCAAGCGUUCUCUGGUUGUGUCACACUGCUUACGUUUCGUGUCUUAUACAGAUUAUUGUAAAAACACUUGGGAUUACUCGAAGAAUCGAGUCAAGAUCGAAAGAGGUUUCAAAGAGGUAAAACAAGGGGAUCUUGUCACGUCGCGUCGCGUCGUGUCGGUGUAUUUCAUGCGAGCAAGAUUGUAUGUAGGUAAUAAUUUAGAGGAACUUGUUAACUUUUAUAAUUAUUUCUCGACGAGAAGGAUUAAAAAAUGGAUUAAUCAUAAAAAGUUACGUUUGAAAUAUAAAGAUAAUUGAUACCUUGAUUACCAUGGGAAGAUGCAACUGUUUGCACUUGAAUUUUUCUGAGCAACUCGAUCGUUAACUUUAAUUUACUUCUAUUUUAUGCAAUGUUCAUUACGCAACUUAGAUUUUCACGAAACGUAAGAAAAAUAAUAGCUAGAACUGUUAUGACUUUUCGAAAUAUAUUUCCUUCCCAACACCAUCCAUUUAACCUAUGCAUAUUUAGAGGAAAGGAGUAAUAUAAUGUAAUAUCUAAUUAAAAAAAAGGAAAGAGACAAGAUAUUUGUGAGAGGAAAAAGAUUUCUCUCACGCGUUGUGAAUCAACCCCGUGACUUAAUCGCGAAAUUUAAUGAAACAAAUCUAAAUUUGUUAAUAGAGAAAUUGCGACUCACGUGACUCAGGAUUACAAAUACCUGUUAGCGUCGAUCGCGCAGGAUGAUCGCUCAAGUAAACCUAUGGUGGAAGCUGCUUUAUUCCGGUCAGCAGAAAGGUAUAUUCGCAGGACUGGCGGCUCAUUUCGGACAGAUAUCCGUGGGACUUGGUCAAGGUUUCAGCGCGAUUCUAAUACCGAAAUUAUUGGAGAGCAAUUUCGCGGACGAGUCGGAAACAUCGUGGAUCGCGUCUUUGGGAGUGAUAUCGAAUCCCCUGGGAUCGGUGAUCGCUGGUCUAUGCGCCGAAUGGUUUGGAAGAAGAUCGGCUAUCGCGUUGGCCAGCUUACCGCAUGCUGCCGGCUGGUUAUUGAUAGCUCUGUCGAAGAACGUGUCGAUGUUAUACGUAGGCAGAUUCAUCGGCGGAAUUGGUAUGGGCAUGGCUAACGGGCUUUACCUUUACGUCAGCGAGGCUGCAGCACCGAAUCAACGAGCCUGGCUAGGAAGCUGCGGUCCCGUAUUAGUUUCCCUCGGUGUCUUGAUGAUUUACACGCUAGGAGCGUUCACCACGUGGCAGAGAGCUGCCGCGAUCAGCAUCGGACCAGCGAUUCUCUCGUUGGCGCUAACACGCAUGAUCCCGGAAAGUCCAGGCUGGUUGGUAGCUCGAGGCCGAAAAGAGGAAGCGAAAGAGUCGCUGUUGUGGUUGCGGGGACCAGGAUUGACCACUGACAAGGAGUACGAGGAAUUGUGCGAAACCAACAACAAGAGGGAAGAGAAGAAGGAGAGUCUAUUGAAAGCUGUUCACAUGCCAAGCGUUUGGAAGCCGUUUUUUAUUCUACUCGCUUUCUUCGCGUUUCAACAAAUCUCCGGCAUCUACAUAAUCCUUUUCUACGCCGUGAACGUCCUCAAGGAUAUCGGCAUCGACUUGAACGAAUACUCCGCGAGCGUUGGAGUCGGUGUGAUCAGGUUGUUCGCAUCGAUCGCCGGUGCUGGUCUCGCGAACAGCUUCGGUAGAAAACUCCUGGCCUUCGUUAGCGGCCUAGGAAUGACGAUCUCUGCUGUAGGCGUUGCUCUGGCCUUCAGGUUCAAACUGCCAUCCAUCGUGUCUCUGGCCUGUAUAGGAGGGCACGUAGGAUCAUCGAUGAUAGGAUACCUCACUUUACCCUGGGUGAUGACCUCGGAAUUAUAUCCAUUGAGAUUCAGAGGGCCCCUAGGAGGCAUUACCACUAGUAUCGUACAACUGAUAACGUUCGCCACCAUCAAAAUGUAUCCUGAUUUACGCGCGUUGGUCGGCAUCGAAUGGAUAAUGUGGAUAUUUAGCGGAGCUGCUCUCCUAGGAGCUCUAUUCGCCUUGACUAUUCUGCCUGAAACAAGAGGUCGAAGUCUCGACCAGAUAGAGAGCGCAUUCUGCAGUAAACCAAAGUCGGAUACUUCUUCGGUUCCGGCAAUCCUGCCAAGUAUCUUCGUGCAACCAAAAAACAUUACGUUACAAAAGUUUGUCCCGAUCUCCGAAGAAAAGUAUCCCAACAUGGUAGCAAACGCGUACGCUUACGAUAAUUUUUCUUUACAAUUAUCUACUGAUGAUAAAGUGAAAGCAAAGAAUGAUGAAUUACCUAUAAAUAUUAAUGAAUCUGACAGGAAUCGUGACGUUGCUCGUGUCAUCUCUUUGGAACAUGUAUAUUUUUAACGAAACAGGUUAAUAUACAUUUAUGUAUUGCAAAUUUCUAUUAUCAAUUUCUCAUCAGCUUCAAAUGCUUACCAACUUUUCAAUUGAGAGAUCAAUUGUCUGUUAGAGAUAAACAUGUUACAUUGUGAUAAUUUAAUAUCGACAAUCCGAUAUACAUAUGUAAGUAAGUAUUUAUCGUGAAAUCGAUCAUUUUCGUUUAUUAAACGAUCCACCAGUAUUACAAACAUUCCUACAUCCUGUUCAAAUGUGUUCUUACGAACAAUCAAAUAUCGUAUAAACCUUCUGAUCGUGAGAAAUGUAAAAACCGAUCAUUUUUCUUGCUUAAUAAGCGUCUAUGUCUAGGAGAUAGCGUAUGCUAAUUCAUGAUCGAGAAGCGACUGUAAAUAAAUUGCUGCAAAUAUUGUUUUUGAAAAA
This is a messenger RNA of Osmia lignaria (orchard mason bee), 3048 nucleotides long. Its product is annotated as facilitated trehalose transporter Tret1. NCBI's taxonomy places the organism in Eukaryota, Metazoa, Arthropoda, Insecta, Hymenoptera, Megachilidae. Gene Ontology annotation, molecular function: transmembrane transporter activity. The record is from RefSeq and is a predicted model, not a curated record. Gene Ontology annotation, cellular component: membrane. Gene Ontology annotation, biological process: transmembrane transport.